GUCAGCGAUGCAGCAGGGGGAGGGCAGGAGAAUGCACAUGCGCCUUGGGAUGUCUGAAAAGGGUAGCCUUCUGUCUUUAGAGGAAAGGCUUCAGUCUGCGGGGACACGGAAAGUCCAGUGUGUGGACACGCAGACAUAGAAGAGUAAAGGGAAAGGGACACGGAUCAGCCGUAGCCACCGGAGUCAGGACUCUCCAUACAGCGCAAGAAGCACUGGAAAAAUAGUACAACCUUCAGUCAGAAGACCUCUCAGAUGAUAAUGGAAGUGACACAGCUGGAGGACCGAGGGAGCUACUUUAAGCUCAUUGACACGAUUGCCUCUGAGAUCGGUGAACUGAAACUGGAGAUGGUGCAAACAGAAUUCCGUGUCAGAGAAGACCUGGAGCCCACCGAUUGCCCGAGUAUCAAAAAAGACAUGGAAAACAAUAUUUUGUCAGAAAAAAGUGAUAAGAAAGAUACCCUUCGGGAUUCUGGAUAUGAGAGUGUCUCCUACAAACCUAGCAUCCUUGAUAAGCUUCUUCACACUCACCCCGUGUGGCUGCAGCUUUCACUAACUGAUGAUAAAGUACUGGACAUCCUACAAGAUCAACCACUUGGGACAUUUCUGGUUAGAAAAUCAACAAAGCUUCAAAAGAAAGUAAUCUCGCUUCGAGUUCCAAAUGAGUCUGAGUCCUGUUUGCAGGAAUUUGUAAUAAAAGAGAGUUCGUACACUUUUUCUUUGGAAGGCUCUGGAAUCAGUUUUGCGGAUGUAUUUAGGCUUAUUGCCUUUUAUUGUAUCAGCAGGGAUGUGCUGCCUUUUACUUUGAAGUUGCCGCACGCCAUUGCAAAGGCCAAGAGCGAAGCUGAACUCGAAGAGAUCGCCCAACUCGGAGUCGGCUUUUGGAGGUCGUCUGUAAACAGCAGACCAAAAUAUUCUCCACCUUCCCCCAGGCCUCUCCCCCAUGAAUACGUCAACAAGGAGUCCUAUCAACUACCUCUUAUAAAUGGAGUGCAUUCUCUCCGCACCAGAACGCCCUCAGAAUUGGAAUGCAGCCAGACCAACGGAGCUCUGUGUUUCAUUAACCCACUAUUCUUAAAAAUACACAGCCAGGAUUCAGGGGGAAGUUUGAAGAGGGAGAGCACAAGAACCCAAGGGACAAAUGGCAUAGAGAGUGCGAGAUCACCACCUCCCAGACCCCCUCCCCCUUCCAUUAAUAGUCAUCGUUCAAGUCUUCAGCUGUCUAGUGCUGUGAAGCAAGAGGCAAGCAUGCCAGAAACAGUCAUCCAGACUAGGCACGGGAGCUUAGAUUCUCCUGCUAAAAACGCCGUUCCCAUUCCUCCUCCCCGCCUAAAGAAGCAGGCCACCAUUAACAGGUGGCAAAGUAACGACAAGAACUCCAUCUUUAACGGAUCUUCUUCUCCGGACUCUCAGUCUGAGGAAUCACCACCACAAAAUACAAUGCAGAACAUAAACCUAAGUGAGAAUCGCGAUAUACCAGCCCGGGCCACCUUGCGCACUCAACGUUUGAGCGACAUGAGCAUCUCAACCUCUUCUUCGGACUCCUUCGAGUACGAUCGAGCGGUGCCCGCCUUCUACGAGGGGGACAGCUUAGAGUACUGCGAAGAGGAAAGUGAUCAAGAAAGUAUGGCACCACCGUUAAAAUCACGGACAAAAAGAAGUACAUCCCUGGGCUUCUCCAGAAUCAUGAAGACUCACCUGCGUAAAGUGAGCGGCGUUUUCAACUCUCUCAUGACACCUGAGAAGAAAAUGGUGAAGAAGAUAGCAGCCAUGUCUAAGGACAAGCGUACUUAUUUUGGUUGUCUUGUCCAGGACUACAUCAGUUUUCUGCAGGAGAAUAAAGAGUGCCACGUUUCCAGCACCGACAUGCUCCACACCAUCCGACAAUUCAUGACUCAAGUAAAAAAUUACUUAUCCCAAAGUUCUGAACUGGACCCUCCGAUUGAAUCGCUAAUACCUGAAGACCAGAUAGAUGUUGUCCUGGAGAAGGCAAUGCACAAAUGUAUCUUAAAGCCCCUGAAGAGCUACAUUGAGUCAAUGCUGAAGGAGUUCCGUACGUCAGAUGGGUCAUGGAGGCAACUGAAGGAGAAUUUGCAGUUAGUAAGACAAAGAACCCCUCAGGAGCUGGGUGUAUUCACACCAACACCCGAACCAAUGGAUGUGGAGAAGAUUCGAGUCAAGUUCUUGACCAUGCAGAAAAUGUACUCACCUGAGAAGAAAGUCAUGCUACUUUUGAGGGUCUGCAAACUCAUUUAUACAUGCAUGGAAAAUAAUUCAGGGAGGAUGUACGGAGCAGAUGACUUUUUACCCGUGCUGACGUAUGUCAUUGCUCAAUGUGACAUGCUGGAGAUAGACACAGAAAUUGAAUAUAUGAUGGAGCUGCUGGACCCGGUUCUGCUACAUGGAGAAGGAGGUUACUACUUGACAAGUGUGUAUGGAGCGCUUUCAUUAAUAAAGAAUUUCCAGGAAGAACAAGCGGCACGUCUACUUAACUCAGAGACCAGGGAUACCCUGAAACAGUGGCACAAGAGACGGACAGCCAACAGGACCAUCCCAUCUAUUGAUGAUUUCCAGAACUAUCUGAGAGUGGCUCUGCAGGAAGUUGAUACGGGAUGCACGGGGAAGACGUUAAUAGUGAAGCCUUACACAACCACAGAAGACGUUUGCCAGAUGUGUGCAAAGAGGUUUAACGUGCAAGACCCCUCAAGUUACGGACUUUUUCUUUACAUUGAUGACACGUGUCAGCAACUUAGCGAAGACACGUACCCUCAGAAAAUCAAAGCCGAGCUGCAUAGCCGUCCACAGCUCCAAGUCUUCCACUUUGUGUACAAACGCAUUAACAGUGACUUUCAGGGUGUUAUCACCUACGAUAACGAAGAUGAAGACGACAGACUUUAGGAAUGGUAUUCUCUCUGGUAGAGGUUCAUUUUUGCACUUGAAAUGGCUGCCAAGAGCUGAAGACUGGAUGAAAUGGAAGCCUUACUGUACUGGGCAUUCUGUAUAUGUUUAAACACCCACACCAGCCAGACGAUGGUGGCAGAAUGUGGUGAAAGUAUAACGGGUGAUUAGUUUCAAGCUUUUGUUAAACUGUUUAGCAAACACAUCACCUGUGUAAGCAGACUGUGUCUGAGAGGACAUGUAGAGUAGGCUGUCUGGUGGUAAAAUACUUUACCAAUGAGUUAUAUAGUGUUCAUUUGUGUGGCACUAAUUACUGUGGGCAGCCAUCUUGGAUGGACAAUGAAAUGAAUUGGGGGGGAUUAAUUGUGCCUAUGUGGGUUCUUUUUUUUUUUACUCUAAACGGGUUCUUUAUCAAGGAGGAAAUACUAUUGGCAACUGUGGCUAAAUUUCCUUGUUUACGUCAUUUUUGGCACUGAAAUUUUCGAAUAUCUUUUAACACCAGUCACAUGGAAGGAUAAGUGUGUGGAGGUACAAAGAGUUAUUUAACUGUUUCAUUGUACUGUUGUAUUUUCUUAAUUUUCAGGAAAUGGGGUCAUCACACGUUUUGUAUUAUGUAUAUAUAAUGCAGUUUUAUAUGGUAUUAUUAGUUUAUAUUUUUCGCUGUUGGAAUUAGAACCAUACAGUAAGCCUGAUGCUCAUUGGCUGUUUUUAAGCUACUCUAGAUGAAUGUGUGAUGUCACGAGACAAAGCCAGCUGUGCUGAUGCAAAUUUCAAAAUGCCUUCAAGGCUUAUUAACACUUCGAGUACACCCA
Spea bombifrons (plains spadefoot toad) is the source of this 3707-nucleotide messenger RNA. RefSeq names its product Ras and Rab interactor 2 (gene RIN2). Gene Ontology annotation, cellular component: cytosol; endocytic vesicle. Gene Ontology annotation, molecular function: small GTPase binding; guanyl-nucleotide exchange factor activity. The transcript is spliced from 12 exons. Bases 253 to 2895 code for a protein of 880 amino acids. NCBI's taxonomy places the organism in Eukaryota, Metazoa, Chordata, Amphibia, Anura, Pelobatidae. The record is from RefSeq and is a predicted model, not a curated record. Gene Ontology annotation, biological process: vesicle-mediated transport; signal transduction.